Molecule: messenger RNA, 875 nt
Organism: Fusarium redolens
Lineage: Eukaryota; Fungi; Ascomycota; Sordariomycetes; Hypocreales; Nectriaceae
Exons: 1
Coding region: 213-569 (118 amino acids)
Biological process (GO): protein import into mitochondrial intermembrane space
Cellular component (GO): mitochondrial intermembrane space
Molecular function (GO): zinc ion binding
Source: RefSeq, a predicted model, not a curated record
UAUCUCCACACUAACAACUCCUAAACACCAAUGGCUCUUCUCAACGACUUGCAAACUUCGGUUAUCUGUCUCACUACCGCCCAACGUUGACUCUUCGUCGGUACCUUUAAAUUCGGUUGGACGAGAACACUGUCCUGUCCAUGACCCGCGUCUAUUAUUUAACCUCUACACCGUCGUUUCCGACAAGAUUCACAUCGGUCGCAUCUCUCUAAAUGCCGCAACACGAACCGACAAUAUCCGUGGCGCAAAGAUCGCUAAUUGUUUAUGGAGUGAACAUCAGCCCAAAACUUCAGUGCCGCCACUGGUCUUCAGAUCUUGACAUUAUUGCCAUUCGGCACAAAUGCUGCAUGGAGUACUACGGCUGUAUCAGCUGUCAUGAAGAGUUAGCGGGACACCCCAAUCAAGUCUGGCCCAAAUCAGAGCAGCAGGAGUUGGGAGUCUUGUGCGGGAAUUGUCGCCUUGAACUUACCAUCGCAGAGUAUCUUGGGAGCGGCAAUCGAUGCCCCGGAUGUGAUGCCGGCUUCAACCCGGGGUGCAGGAAACAUUACGACUUGUACUUCGAGACAUAGGCACAAGGGACUGCGACGGCUUGCAAUCGUGGAACAGUGGAUAUAUGGGUAUUCUGGAGUCAGGAGUACCUUGGUAAUCUUUAAAGGGAAGAGGAAUCAUUAUGUUUAAAUACACGACGACAUUUCUGCCCUGCGAGAUAUUGAUAAGGUUUAUACAAACUUCAAGGUUGGCAGCGUUGAAUUGAGUUUUCUGAAGGGGCCCGAUACUAUAGAUUUAGCUUACCGUUGGACUGCAUCAAGGCAAUGGCAACUUAAUUAGAAAACCGCCAUGGCAACACUAGGAUCCUCAGGUUGAAGAACAGCAAC